Papaver somniferum (opium poppy) is the source of this 7242-nucleotide messenger RNA. Its product is annotated as transcriptional activator DEMETER-like. Gene Ontology annotation, molecular function: 4 iron, 4 sulfur cluster binding; DNA demethylase activity; DNA N-glycosylase activity. The record is from RefSeq and is a predicted model, not a curated record. The transcript is spliced from 19 exons. The coding region runs from base 788 to 6883 and encodes 2031 amino acids. Lineage: Eukaryota; Viridiplantae; Streptophyta; Magnoliopsida; Ranunculales; Papaveraceae. Gene Ontology annotation, biological process: base-excision repair.
UCUUUUCUCUCUCUACAAACACAUUUCUCAGUUUGGUUGUUCUGGUUGUUGUUGUUAUGGUAUGAUGCCUUGAAGAUUGAUUUCUAUGAAGGCAUUGACCAUAAACACUAGCAGGUAACAAACAGCUAAGAAACUUAAUUAAUUUCUUAGUUGGGAUUUCUGAUUUAUUUACAUUUCUUCACUCAUAUAUUGUUUUCGUUUAAAUUCUCUGCAUGUUCUCUCUCUAAUAUAUGAGAGUAUCUUCAGAGAUCACAGUGACUUAAUUAAGAUUAUGGGUUGUUUAGUCUAAGGCUGAUGAACCAAAUUUUUGUUCUCUCCUGAAAUUGUAUCAAAUUUAAGAGCUUUGAAUUUUCUUCUAAAAAAAAUCUGAUUCUUUUAGGAAGGAUUUAUUGUCUUCCUAUGAUUUUUCUGUACAUGUUUACAAACAAGUGAAGAAAGUGUGCUGGAUUUUGGUUUGUAGAGAUCUGAGAAUUUAAGGAGGUGCGGAUUUAUAAGUGGGAUGUCUUGAUUAAGAUUAUUUUUCUUUCUGAAUUCUGGUGUUCAUUUUGGGUUUUUGAGGAACAAGAGUUUGUCUUUAUAAUCACUUUACUCAUCUCAUCAGCUGAUUAGAAUGUUGAAAAGUAGGAAAUAGACGAGUUCGGGAGAAAUGGGGUUUCAGGUGGGGAGAGAUUUACCAAAAAUAGGAUCACUCAGUUUAGGUGAUUUUGAAGAGGAUGAAGACAUAAGAUUAAAUUAGGAUUUAUUUAUUUGUUUUUGGAUAUUUGCGGAUCCCGAAGAGGGAACCGAGAUGGAUUACAGUAGAAGGCUAAUGGAGGAGAGGGGUCCAUGGAUUCCAGUAACACCUGCAAAACCUAUGCCAAUAAGACCACAACCUAUGAACUCUAAUGGGAGCCAACCAAAUUGGAUUGAUGCUGUUGGGGUGGGUUUUCCAGCUGAGUAUUUUCACCAGAAUGCAAGUCUUCCUCAUAGUAAUUUCACUAGUGCUACUACUACUGCUACUUCUAAUGGAGGAGUAAUGAAUGCAUGCUUUAAUUCAAUGGAUUAUGUGGAUCGAAGUAGAGGAAUGAGUACCUGGGAAGAAGCUUUGCUUGGGAAUCACAGAACUGCAACUGACAUUGUUGACAACACUUUCCCAGAAACUUCGUGUAGUAGUAAUACAAUCGGCUCGGUGUGGGAUAAUAUUGGAUUUUCGGAAUUAUUAGCUCUCAGUGGAACGCCUGCUGGGGCCGCCUCAAUUCUCUCUCAAAGAGGCGAAAACAUUGCAGUCAACAGUACAAACUUUCCCAUUUCAAAUUCUCAUGUUCGUGGUAGCCUGCGAUAUACAAAUAGGCCAAUUGCAGAUCAGAAUUUUGUUACAAGCUCUAACUUGUCGAACAAUCACAGCAACUUCUCACCGCAUGCACCACCAGAUGGGUUUCCUGUUCCAUACCGUCCCACGUUCGACCUUAAUUCUCCAUCUCAAACAUUUGCUGAUGCAGUCUCAAAUGGUGAUAUAUCUUUACAGUUUUCACCUAUUACACCACCUCAGAUUAAGGGAGGAGCAGUAAACCAGCAUUCUGAAAUUGCAGAGCAUGUCUCAGUAAGAGUAUCAGAUUUGGUGAACAACGAAGUAGACCAAGGAAGUAAUAACGGUAUUGAAAUUCAGUGCCAAGAUUCACUCUUGCAUUCUGUAGUGAACUCACCAUCAGCUGCUGCCUCUAUAUUGCUUAAAGAGAAUCAAAAUGCAGACAGGACAGAGGAGCACGGCAUUGACCUAAACAAGACACCAGUACUGAAGCCUAAACGGAAAAAGGUCAGACCCAGAGUUCUCAUUGAAGGCAAAAAACCCAGUAAGACUCCUUACCACCGCACCAAGCAGCCUAGUGCAAAAGAAACUCCAUCUGUGAAAAGGAAGUAUGUAAGGAAAAAUGGCCUUAAAACCUCAAAUACCCCCGCAGCCAAUAUUGAAGAAGAGGUUAAUGCAGAUAAGGUCAUUCUUAAAUCUGCCAAAAAGGUUUUGAAUUUCGACUUGGUAGAAGUAAGAGAUGGAAGCCGCAGCAGCACAACGGGUUAUCACGAGGGGUUGCUGAGCAGCAUUGUGGACAGUUCUUCAAGCAGGUGUAAGGAAAAUUCACAAUCCCAAACCAAUGAGAUAUGUAGUGGUGUUAAUAGUGAAACUAAAUUGACAACGGAGCUUCCACAAGGACUGGAAGCUGUGGUAGAGAAUUCACCAGCAAGACUUGCAUUUGAUCUCAAUUGUACAUCAACUCAGCUUCUGGAAGAUUUUAUCUCAAUCCCUUAUAAACCAAUUCCAACUACCCCACCACCUACAAGGAGAGAACCAACACGGGAAAGUCUGUCUGCCCUUUUGAGUAGCAGAGAUAACACGGUCAUCAUAGAUACCUGCCUGAACAAUGGAGAACAAUAUCAUCCUAUCAGGAAUCAACAUACCCAAUCAUAUCAACAAAAUGCUACAGCUUCCAUACUUCAGAGCAAUAUUCAAUUCACAAACCGAAAUAAUUUGAUUCGAAGCAACCAAAUACAGUUGGAAGGGUGUGACCUGGCGAGGGGAUCAAAGAGAGGAUACUGUCAUACCAUUGCCGAGACGGAUCUCCAAUCACUGAAUCCAUUAAGGAGCCGUGGGAAUACUCUCCAGACUUACCAGAAGAAGUUAGGAGGACAUGGAUACCACAUAAACAGUAGCACUGCCGAGCUACCUUUUUCAGAAAUUAACAAGAAAACGAGGAUAGAGAGAGACCAGAAUGUUGUCAAUUCUAGCUUGGAUUCUUCGGUUGCAUCUUUUCUGGAAAAUACAAGAAAAAAAAUGGCAUGCAAAGAGAAUGCUGUCAAUGCCAAUCGCAUUGCAUUUCAAGCUAAAACCAGAAGUGUCAUUCAAUUGGGCAAUGUCAGUAUAAACCACCCGAAUGGAGCUGGUCAUUCAGCACCAAAUCUGCAGUUACAAGCGGUCGCAAAUCAAAACUGCAGACUGCCAGAUACUUGGGAAGCAUUGCUUUCACACACCCAAAAACCAAGCUGUGAGCAAUCUGAGAAGACAGCAUACCUUGGUCAAACUAAGAACCGGUCAAUAGUACCUGCACAGAACUGUGAACUGAGCUCCCUUACUACAACUCUUGAUUGCAGUAAAAUGCCAGGAACUCCUCAAAAAAUGGCACCAAUCCCUGGUGACAAGCUUGGAAACAAGAACUUCUCUAGGCAUCGAGAAAGCAGAGCAGACCUGGCUGUAGAUAACCAAGUGAAGAAGCCAAGAAGAGGGCGGCCGUCAAAGACACUUGACAAUGGAAUUUCUGUCUCCCGCUCCAGAAAAAAGAAUGAGAGCCUUCAAAAGCGUGAGAUGUUUAUAUAUACUCAACAUCCAGUCAAUGAGAAGCCAAGAGGUUCAUCAGAUAUGUCAUGGCUUUCCAUGGAUGAGAUAAUAAAUAAGAUAGACCGCCUAACGAUCAAUGAUAUGAGGACAGACGUGCCGGCACCAGAACAAUAUGCACUGGUUCCAUUUGGAAGAGAGGGGCAAAUGGUUCCAUAUGAAGGUCUGUUUAAUGGUAUCAAGAAAAAACAGCUGCGGCCCAAAGUCAAUCUUGAUGCAGAAACUGAUAGAGUGUGGAAGCUUCUGAUGGGAAUACAGAACAAUGAUGGUGUUGAGGGGACCACUCAGGAUAAAGAAAAGUGGUGGGAAGAAGAGAGAAAAGUUUUCCGUGGAAGGGCAGAUUCAUUCAUUGCCCGCAUGCAUCUCAUCCAAGGGGAUAGACGCUUCUCGAAAUGGAAAGGAUCUGUCGUGGAUUCAGUAGUUGGAGUCUUUCUUACGCAAAAUGUCUCUGAUAUUCUCUCAAGUUCUGCCUUCAUGUGUCUUGUGGCCCGAUUUCCCUUAAAAACGGCAACCAACAACAAUGCAUGCAGCAAGGAAGGAACACAAAUUAUAGUCGAAGAGCCAGAGGUGUGCAUUGUAGAUUCAGAUGAUAACAUCAGUUGGCAAGAAAAGAUGCCAGAUCGUUUAUUAUCCAAACAAGACUAUGUUGACAUCCGUGAACUGCAGUUAGAAGAAAGGGAGACAGGACACAGCAAUGAAUCAUUUGGAAGCAACGUUGGUGGUUCGUCGAACCCAGGAACAGGGUGUCAGUUUUUGGUAGAAGCCGGAGAUAAGAGAGCGGUGGAAGACGUAGUUUCAUCACAAAACUCGGUAGUUUCGUCUCAAAAUUCAAUAGACUCAACCGAAUUCCAAACAGCCGACGGAAACAUUACUGCAAGGAUAAGAGGAGAGAGCUUGUUAGAGAAUGAGGUCAGAAGACAGUUGGAAGAUGUUGUUUCAUCUCAAGUCUCUGUAGAUUCUUCAAGCAUUUGUACAGAUGACAGAAUCAGAUCAUACUCUUAUUUCAACUCCGGACCAGAGAUAGCACCCAGUUGUACAUCAAACAGUGUAAGUAAUCAUCCUUCUUUUACGGAACUUUUGCGGAUGGGAGGUACCCCCUUGUUGCAAGAGCAUUAUAGUCAAGAAAGUGGGAACUUUGCUCAAAAUCUAAACUCCAAAAGUUGUCGAGGUCAAUCAGAAGGAAAGCGACAAGAAAAGAAAAGUGUAAGCACGAGCGGAAUAGAUGGAUGGAAAGAGCUAUUUUCUGUCUGCCCUUCCACUUCAGUUCCCAAAAUGCAGUUGCCCAAUCCCCCGCACUAUUUGUUGCAGAUGACCCCAGAGACAGUAGUACAAGAGGUUGAGUCACCAAAGAUGUUGGGAAUAGACAGUAGGUUUUCUUUGUCAUCAGAUGCUCCUCAAAUGACAACCGUAGUAGACACAAACUGGAUGUGCAAAACGGUAAUGCCAAAUUCUGAAACUGUAAGUAACCGACAAAUGUUGUCGACAAAUGCUGAAGCUGCACUCAAAACCGAUACAUACCCAUUGGCAAGCAAGUGCUUAGAGCUCCCAGAUAUAAGUGCAGGACAAGAAACUCUCAUUAGAGAGCACCAGGAUUCAUGGAAUAACCUUCAAAAGGUUAGAGACGGCACCUUCAGAUAUCAAAGCUGUACAGCCACAGAAUCUACAAACCCUGUUGAGACCCAAGCUCAAAUGGGCAGCGUGAUGCAGCAACCUCACUCAAACUUCGUAAAUCUCUCACACGGGAACUUAGAUGCUGAAGUCAGUACGUCGCUGACAGAUAAGCAAACGUCUCAGAAAGAGCAAAUACGUUCCUCAGACGGGGUAUUUAGUGGGAAAACCAUCAAUGGUUCAAAAGCCAAAGGAAAGCCUGAUAAGGAAAAAAAGAAAGAAUUCGACUGGGAUAGCUUGCGAAGGGAUGUGUAUCAGAAAGGUUUAAAAAGAGAAAAAAGCAACAACACAAUGGACUCUCUGGACUGGGAAGCAGUGAGAACUGCUGAUGUUAGUGAGAUUGCCAACGCAAUCAAAGAGCGAGGAAUGAAUAAUAUGCUCGCAGAGAGAAUCAAGGCUUUCCUCAACAGGCUUGUAAGUGAUCAUGGAAGUAUCGACCUUGAGUGGUUAAGGGAUGUUCCGCCUGACAAGGCAAAGGAAUAUCUGCUAAGCAUAAGGGGAUUGGGACUCAAAAGCGUGGAGUGUGUCAGACUUUUGACACUUCACAACCUCGCUUUCCCAGUCGACACAAAUGUUGGACGUAUUGCUGUCAGACUAGGAUGGGUACCACUUCAACCAUUGCCUGAGUCCCUUCAACUGCAUCUGCUAGAACUGUACCCAAUGUUGGAGACCAUCCAGAAAUUUCUUUGGCCACGGCUGUGCACACUUGACCAACCGACAUUGUACGAGCUGCAUUACCAGUUGAUUACAUUUGGAAAGGUUUUCUGUACCAAGAGCAAGCCAAAUUGCAAUGCAUGUCCGAUGAGAGCAGAAUGCAGACACUUUGCAAGUGCAUUUGCAAGUGCCAGGCUCGCCCUGCCAGGGCCAGAGGAAAAGGGUAUUGUAACUUCAUUUCCUUCAGAGAAAUACCAAAAUCCGCCCAUGGAUGCCAAUCCGAUGUCACUUCCUCUACUAGAAGCAAAUCUGGCUUCAGGAACAAGAAUCAGAAAGAAUGAAUGUGAGCCUAUUAUCGAAGAGCCGGCAACACCGGAGAAUGAUUAUGCAGAAACACUGGAGAGUGAUAUAGAAGAUGCUUUUGGCGAGUGUCCCAAUGAAAUUCCUUCAAUCAACCUCGACAUUGAAGAGUUCACGAUUACCUUACAGAAUUACAUGCAAGAAAACAAAAUGGAACUCCAAGAAGGCGAUCUCUCCAAUGCAUUGGUGGCGAUAACUCCUCGAGCUGCUUCCAUCCCGGUACCAAAGCUGAAGAAUGUCAACCGACUCCGAACAGAACACCUAGUCUAUGAACUUCCAGAUUCACACCCUCUACUGGAAGGGGUGCCAAGACGAGACCCUGAUGAUCAUUGUUCGUAUCUUCUUGCUAUAUGGACACCAGGUGAAACGGCAGAAUCAAUUCAACCACCCGAAGGAUGUUGUAGUUCCCAGGCAUCAGGUAACCUAUGCAGUGAGAAGACAUGCUUUUCAUGCAACAGUACACGUGAAGCAAGCUCCCAAACAGUCAGAGGAACACUUCUGAUACCUUGCAGAACAGCAAUGAGAGGAAGUUUUCCUUUGAAUGGAACAUAUUUUCAAGUGAAUGAGGUGUUCGCUGACCAUGAUUCAAGCCUUAAUCCAAUUGACGUUCCGAGGGCCUGGAUAUGGAACCUACCAAGACGAACUGUUCUGUUUGGAACCUCAGUAUCAACGAUAUUUAAAGGUCAAACAACACAAGAAAUUCAAAAUUGCUUCUGGAAAGGAUUUGUGUGUGUUCGUGGAUUCGACCAGAAGUCGCGUGCACCCCGUCCUCUUAUGGCAAGAUUACACUUUCCAGCAAGCAAAUUGGUCAAAAAUAAAUUAUAUGCAACCAAGGAAUAGAUCAUGAUGCAAGGAUGAUAAUCAGAAAUAUAUCCUAACCAAGAUCUGAAAGCCAAAAGAACAGAUCACCGACCAAGAAACUACCAAGCAUUAAACGGUUACAUUGUCUAACAUAAUGUGCAAUCAGCAGUUUCCCCAAUUUACUUAUUGUCUAACAUAAUGUGCAAUCAGCAGUUUCCCCAAUUUACUUAGCGAGAGAGAAAAAAAUGUAGGAUGAGAGUUCCCACCUGUAAGUCACCAUGUAAAUGGGCUUGUAGUCUGUACAUGGUUUAACAUAUCAUGAUUAUUUCAUUACAUGCUCGAUAUCGAGCCAUUCUUCUAUAUAAAGUAGCUGAGCUCAAAGCAAGAGAAAUAUCAAA